AUGCGCGAUGGGGAGAGGUGCCGGCUUGAUGUCUCAACAUGGGACGCGUCGCCUUCGCAGCAGCAGAGCCAGUCACCGUACGCCACGGUGAUUGGCGUCGUCGUGGGCGAGCGCCGCCACCUGGACGACGCCACCCGCGUGCUCUACUACUUUCACACCAUCCGCAUAGAGCGCUCUGUUGACGCAGUGACUGCGGAGCGGAGCGGCGGCAGCAGCAGUGGCGGCCUGCUGCAGCACCAUCGGCGCGAGAAGCGGGAAGAGCUCUCGGUGGGGCCGCACGCGCUUAGCUCCGCUGGUGGCUUCAAGUACAGUUUUGACGGCUGGUACGAUGAGAUAUUCCUCUACAAGAUUGACGAAGACCCACUGGAGCCGCUGCCGCGCGAGUGGCGUGUCGCGAUGGAGCAGGACACGUCGCCAUGUGAGUUGCUGUACCUCUGUUACGCGAGCCGGCCGUGGUUUCAGUCGCCGUUCGCGUCACUGCAGUAUGUGCAGAUGCCGGACCGUCACCUUUGCUACUCUGUGUCUGUGUGCCAUCGCUGUCUCUCCCCGUUUGUCUCGCAGCAGCAGCUGCAGGAACAUCUGCUCGGCUACUGCCAGUGCCGCCGCCCGCCUGGCGUGCUGCUGUACGACGAUACGAAAUGCGGCCGCCGCGUGUACUAUGUGGACGGCGCACAACAGCUGCACUACGGCCGCUGCCUGUGCCUCCUCGGGAAGUCCUUUCUAGAGAGCAAGCAGGUGGAGAAUGACGUGGACAUCUACGAGUUCUUCGUGGUCACCACACCGCGGGCAUCGCUGCCGUAUGUGGUUGGGGAGAUGGACGAGGCGGCAUUCCGGCGCGAGGCGGCCCACUUCGACGAGGCGCAAUGGGACGGCGACGUUGUGGUCGGCUACUUCAGCCGCAUCAAGCACACGCCCGACCACUGCCUCUCCUGCAUUGUCACACUUCCGGUGUUCCAGCAGCAAGGCCUCGGCUUCUUCAUGCUGGACGUCGCUUACAGCCUCACGGCGUUGCGGCAGCGGCUCUGCGGCUGCGCGGAGGCGUGCGGCUCACGUGGCGGCGCCAUCUCGCGUCCCUUCUCGCCACACGGGCAGGCGAUGCUGAUGGCAUACUGGCGCCGGCGCGUGACGGCCGCGCUGCUGCAGCACAGCGGCACUGCCCCCACAAAAGAAACAGCAACAGUGGCAUCGGCGCCACCAACCGCAACGGAGAAUGGUGGGGAGAAGGGGGACGCUGGCGGUGGCGCCGACGCUGCUGCGCCCGUCCCGUUUAGCGGCAUCCACGCGAAGGUCCUUGCGGGCUGCUGCUGCAUUCACAUGGAGGAUCUCCGCUUCUACGCUUUCAACGACGAGCGCUGCUUCUACGCGCGCACGACGCCAGACGUCGCCGCACCCGUGGCUAGCACCAAGCGCAAAGCUGCAGACAACAAUAACAAUAACAACAGCAACAACGGUGAAAAUGAUGGGCCGCUGGAGUUUGUGCCGCCGCCGUCGGAGUUCAUUGGUUCUCUUCUGCUGUUUAAGAGCGACGCGCCGAGCGGCACCGGCAAACCGGGCUCCUUCGACGAGCGCUUUUGGGUCCGAGACGCCGACGGCCGUCGUGUGUACAACCGCACGCUGUUUCACUACUAG
Molecule: messenger RNA, 1629 nt
Organism: Trypanosoma grayi
Lineage: Eukaryota; Euglenozoa; Kinetoplastea; Trypanosomatida; Trypanosomatidae
Product: putative histone acetyltransferase
Exons: 1
Coding region: 1-1629 (542 amino acids)
Biological process (GO): regulation of DNA-templated transcription
Molecular function (GO): histone acetyltransferase activity
Source: RefSeq, a predicted model, not a curated record